Molecule: messenger RNA, 4336 nt
Organism: Lindgomyces ingoldianus
Lineage: Eukaryota; Fungi; Ascomycota; Dothideomycetes; Pleosporales; Lindgomycetaceae
Product: DNA repair protein-like protein Rhp26/Rad26
Exons: 1
Coding region: 242-4045 (1267 amino acids)
Biological process (GO): transcription-coupled nucleotide-excision repair
Cellular component (GO): nucleus
Molecular function (GO): ATP binding; ATP-dependent chromatin remodeler activity
Source: RefSeq, a predicted model, not a curated record
CAUGGAUCCUCCUCGUUUUUACCCCAGUGCCCCGCACCCGCCUUGAACUCUUUCAUGCUUGCCUCUCUGUAACAGAGCCCUCAACAAUCCGACUUCUUGUCUUGAAUUGUGGAGCCGUUGCUUCGGCCAUUCGUUCUUCCGCAAAGCGUCUUUCAUCCUUUCGUUCACCACACCCACACAUCACGCAGAUUUCUCGCAAUCACUCUUCACCAACCUGUUUCCAAAGGCUUUGGGGGUAGUGAUGCUUCCCUUGACCGACGACGGCACAGCCACCGACUCGGCUUCCCCCCCAAACACUUCCCAGUUAAAGCAUAAUGUAGACUCACCCUCCAGAAAUGUGCAGACUACUCCAGAAAUCGUCGCGCCAGAUCUGGACUCGGAAUUCGAUGAAGAUGCUGAUGAAGAGACUCGCAUCAAGUUCUUAACAACGGGUACUCGGGAUCAAGAUGACCUGGAACGAGACAUCAGCCGACAAGCGGACCAGAUGCUCACGGAGCAGGCAGAUGAACGGGACAAGAAGCGUAUGAACAAGACUGAGGCUGAGAUCAGGCGUUGCCAAGCGGCAAUCAGCAAGCUACGGAGUCGUCUGGUAAUGCCUGCCGUCGAGUCCGCUAAGCUCAAGAUUCGGGGAGAGAUCACCCAAUACCAGAAGAAGAUUGACGAGUUCGAUGAGGAGCUAGAUUCUAUUCAGCAGCGCAUCAAUGACCGGCACAAGUCACAACUAGGAGGAGAGGACAUUGCGAUGGGUGGUAUCAACCAUCCUCUCCCCAACGAGAGCCGGCGGGACUUUUUGAUCCGCACUGGAAAGAUUACUCCAUUCUCAAAGCUUGCACAAGCCCAUAGGGGAGCACCUUCAAGUCUUAGUGAAGUCAUGCUCGAUGCAGAGGUGGAGAAUCUAGUCGAGGAACAGCUAUAUGACAAGCCCAAAGGACCUGUGUCGCAUCGCAAUCUGAUGAAACCCGGGUUUCGUGACUCAAGAUCUAGUUCAGAAGCCCUGAGUCCUCCAUCCCGUCCAACGAAACGUCGACGUAUCACACCAGGUCGGGACGAAAGUAGUUCAACCGAGAGUCCCACCGCGGAUUCGGAAGAUGCAUUUGUGCCCGGCAUGGAUGACCGUGAGCUCGCAGCAUUGGGCGACUCCGAACAUGACUCUGAUCAGCUUUCCGGUGACGACGAGUAUGACAAAGAGCCUUCCGCUCGUAAGCGUAAAGCUGGCAGCAGACGGACCAACAAGAAGAUAGCGAAGGCUGAGAAAGUGACCGGGAAGGAAGUGGAGGACUUGGCCGGCAUUGACGAUGGCAAUGAAAAAGUCUACCAGAGUCGCAUACAAGCAUGGACGGAGAAUCGCUCAGCUGCGCGGAGGAGAGCGAGGGAGCGGCAAGGCGUCAAUGUUGAUGAAGACGAAGAAGACGAAGAAUUCCACAAGCCUCAUCCGACCGAGCUUGAUGUAGAGUUUGAUGGUGGGUUUCGUAUUCCCGGCGACAUUUUCCCUGCGCUGUUCGACUACCAGAAGACUGGCGUAGAGUGGCUCUGCGAGCUACACGCUCAGGGAGUCGGAGGAAUCGUUGGUGAUGAAAUGGGACUCGGCAAGACUAUCCAAGCAAUAUCUUUCAUCGCUGGAUUGCAUUACUCAAAGAAGCUCGGCAAACCCGUCAUCGUUGUUUGUCCGGCCACCGUCAUGAAGCAAUGGGUUAACGAGUUCCACACCUGGUGGCCAGCGCUACGUGUCUCGAUCUUGCACACGUCCGGUAGUGGAAUGCUCGACACGAGCCGUGAGGAGCGUAUGGAACAAGAGAUGGAACUACGUGAUUACGGCCACUACGAUACCACUCUGACCAAAGCUGGAAAGGCCGCAAAAAAGAUCGUGGAGAAGGUGAAGCGAGACGGUCAUGUCCUCGUGACUACCUAUUCUGGCCUUCAAACAUACGCCGAGUUCCUCAUCCCAACGGAGUGGGAGUGCGCCUUCUUAGAUGAAGGGCACAAGAUUCGGAAUCCUAACACUUCCAUCACCAUUCACUGCAAGGAGCUUCGAACACCCAACCGCAUUAUCCUCUCCGGCACUCCGAUGCAGAACAAUCUUACCGAGCUCUGGUCUCUAUUUGACUUUGUCUUUCCAAUGCGUCUUGGAACUCUUGUUAACUUCCGAGCUCAAUUCGAGUUCCCAAUCAAACGGGGUGGAUACGCUAACGCCUCGAACCUCGAAGUUGAGACCGGCAUGCGAACAGCUGAGACGCUUCGUGAUGCCAUUAGCCCUUAUCUUCUGCAACGCUUCAAGGCCGAUGUUGCAGCCGAUCUGCCCGAAAAGACUGAGCGAGUGCUUUUCUGCAAGCUGACUCGGCAACAGCGCCAGGCUUAUGAAAUGUUCUUGAACUCGAGCGACAUGAAGUCGAUUAUUGAUGGCAGGCGUCAGAUGUUGUUCGGUAUCGAUUACCUGCGUAAGGUAUGCAAUCACCCUGAUCUCACUCAACAUAAGACGCUGUCGAAGGAUCCAACAUACAACUAUGGCGCGGGAAGCAAGUCAGGCAAGAUGCAGGUUGUAAAGGCUCUGUUGGAGAUGUGGAAGAAGGGUGGUCAUAAGACUCUUCUCUUCGCUCAGCACCGAAUUAUGCUUGACAUUCUGGAGAAGUUUAUCAAGAAUCUCCCUAGCUUCAAUUACCGCCGUAUGGACGGAGAGACGCCUAUCAAGAAUCGACAGAGCAUGGUCGAUGAAUUCAACAACGACCCAGAUCUUCACGUGUUUCUUCUUACGACGAAGGUUGGCGGUCUCGGUGUAAACUUGACCGGCGCCAACCGUGUCAUCAUCUACGAUCCUGACUGGAAUCCAUCGACUGACAUCCAGGCCCGCGAGCGAUCGUGGCGUCUUGGGCAGAAACGAGAGGUUGAAAUAUACCGUCUCAUGACCGCCGGAACGAUUGAAGAGAAGAUCUAUCAUCGGCAAAUCUUCAAGCAAUUCCUCACUAACAAGGUCUUGAAAGACCCAAAGCAGCGCCAGACGUUCCAGAUGAGCGAUCUGCACGACCUAUUCUCAUUUGGCACCGAUGCUGAGGAAACCGAGACCGCUACCUUAUUCCGCGGCUCAGAAGUCAAAUUCAAAAACGAGCCAACUUUAAACCACAACGCUAUGCCAAACCCUCCAUCCGACUCUCCAAAUGGAAAAGGCAAGCAGCCCGUCAGCGUCAGCAAUGCAACAGCCCAAGAGGAUCUCGCAACCGUCGUCGGCAUCCACCACACCGAGAAAUUCCAAGCCCCUGGCGAGGAUGAGGACGAGGAUAAACAGAAUGGAGCAGAAGACUCAGAAAAAUCCGACGAACGUCUUCUCUCCACAAUCUUCGCUCGCUCGGGCGUGCACUCGGCGCUCGAACACGAUGCAAUCAUGAAUUCGACGGCUUCGGGCCGCAAACGAAAAGUCCAGGUCGACCCGGCGUUCAUCCAGCGAGAAGCUAAACGUGCAGCCGCGGAAGCUGCUGAGCAACUGAGACGGGCGAGGGAGGAAGCUAUGAAUGUGCCUAUUGGGGUACCGACUUGGACUGGAACAUAUGGCGAAGCAGGACGUCCGCAGCAACAUCGCCCCCGCGGGGACAGCUUUAGUAGUAGCGGUAGAGGAGGUCGUGGAGGCGCGCUCUCAGCACGAGGGGGUCCUUCUUCAAGCAGUAUCCUAUCCAACCUCGCAGCCCGACAGGCCCGAACCGAUCCCAAUAGAUUCACAUCGAACUCGAGAGUUUCCACCCCCGGCACGACCAGCAUGUCCCGUUCCGGCACUCCCACACCCCGCGGUAAACAAAUGCUAGAAAUGAUCCGUGACUUCAUGCUCACGCAUGGUGGCACUGUUCCAACGCAGAUGCUAGUUGAUCAUUUCGACCGAUAUUGCCGAGGGGUUCCAGGACGUAGCGACGAGUUUCGUGAGAUGUUGAGGACAAUUGCGCGGCUGGAGCGUACGCAGAGGAGUGCAAGAGGUGGUGGUGGGAGGGGACGGUGGGUGUUGAAGGAGGAAUGGAGGGAUUUGAACGUUGGACAGGUUGGAGGUGCUAGAAGGGCUCGAACUUAGGCGCAUGAUUAAGUCGGUUGAUAGAUACCAGCAUCAUUCUUGGGGAAGGGAGGCGCAAUCUUGCGGCCUUCGCCACAAUUUUGAAGAAGGCUCCAGUUACAUGAUGGAGAGGAGGUCUUUGCACAUAGCAUUGGAUGGGUGCAUGAAUCGAGUACCGCGCUUCUGUUCCAUUUCCCUGAGAUACCACCACACUUUUCACAUUCUCGCCAAGCAUACCCUGCAUCGAAUACUUCACGGACUGAUAUGUAGAAAUGUUGGUUUGUUUGUCUCAUCAAACAAAUUCACUCCCCG